AUGAAAAUUUAUGUUUUAAUAUUAUUUUUGGUUACCUUCACCGCUUUGGGAGUACAAGGAUUGAUAGGUGGGACACUAAUUUAUCCACACAGUUUGCCUUAUAUGGUUUUCCUAGACGUCGUUGGAUCAACAAAUACAACCAGAUGUUCGGGAGCCCUUAUUUCAAAUGAAUAUGUUUUAACGGCAGCUAGAUGUCUCAAGAAUUCAACCUCUGUACGGGUGGUACUUGGAGCAGAUGACGUAACGGUAAAGGAAGAAAUGCAAGUUUCGUUUGAUACCGACCAAUCUAAUUUUAUAAUACAUGAAAAUUUUGUCGACGAAGACUCUAGAAAAUGAUAUUGCUUUAAUAAAGCUGCCAAGUUCGGUUGAAAGUAAUGAGUAUAUACAAGUAAUUUCCAUUGCUACAGAGGAUCAAGUACAGGCAGAAUUAGGUGAACUGGUUGUUGUAUCCGGUUGGGGGCUUACAUACUAUGGUUAUCCAGACUCUAUGGCAACUGUACCAAUGGCUGAAUGGUUAGUGGUAUUAAACAAUACAGAUAGUGAAUGUAAGCGCUUUGGAACCUUAGUUAAAGAUACAAAUAUCUGCUGCAGUACGAGCAACUCUUGGGAUGGCCCAUUACAAUUAUGUGAUGGAGAUUGGGGCGAUCCAUUAGUAAAUGAUGGUAAAAAUAAAACACUUUUCGGUAUUGCUAGUUUCACAGCAUAUGAAAGUUGUGUAAUGGGAAAACCUAAUAUAUUUACAAAUGUGCCAAAAUACAGUGAAUGGAUAAAGUCUAAUGCAAAUAUAUAA
Diabrotica balteata is the source of this 790-nucleotide messenger RNA. The record is from the annotation of a GenBank genome assembly. Lineage: Eukaryota; Metazoa; Arthropoda; Insecta; Coleoptera; Chrysomelidae.